Molecule: messenger RNA, 2539 nt
Organism: Clupea harengus (Atlantic herring)
Lineage: Eukaryota; Metazoa; Chordata; Actinopteri; Clupeiformes; Clupeidae
Gene: supt20h
Product: SPT20 homolog, SAGA complex component
Exons: 14
Coding region: 54-1709 (551 amino acids)
Biological process (GO): regulation of transcription by RNA polymerase II
Cellular component (GO): SAGA complex
Molecular function (GO): transcription coregulator activity
Source: RefSeq, a predicted model, not a curated record
CGUCCUCCUCUCCUUCCCACCUAUCCCUGCUCGGUCCUGGACAGUGCGUUGACAUGUGGAAACAGAGCACCUGCCAGCUCACCGUCCCGUCAGAAAUUGAUGUGGAAAAGUACGCAGUGGUGGAAAAGUCAGUGAAAAUCGAAGAAUCACAGCCUACGGUUUGGCCAGCACAGGAUAUAAAAGACGACUACAUUUUUGAGUGUGAGGUGAGUGGCCAGACUCAGAAGACUAAGGUGACCAUCUUCCAGUCGGUCGGAGACCCCAUGUUCCACGGGAAGAUCUACAGCGCCAAAGACUCCAAAUGUGAGGAGGAGGGACCUGACCUCCACCUCAUCCAUCCACCGUUCCUAAUUGGUUCAAAGAUUGAUGCUGACCGGUUUUUGAAGCAGUAUAAGGAAGUGUAUGAGAGGGACGUGAAGUGUCCGGUGAAGAUGUCCCACAACUCUGGCAACUCGGUGUCCCAGGGCCAGCUCUCUCCAACCCGAGAGACAGAAACGGACACUUUCUCAGGACUGAUGCAGUCCUCAGUUCUGGGGAAGGGAGUGAAGCACAGACCGCCUCCCAUCAAACUGACAGCCACUAGCACCAGCUCCUCAGGAAAUCCAUACAUCAGCUCGCAGACCUCUGGAGGUCCUCUGAAGUGCCCAACUCCCCCGCCUGCUAAAAACCAGUCCCUGACUCGGAAACACUCCAUGGAUCAGAUCGGGCUACUGUCCCCUUCCGCCCUCUCUCCCAUGGGCUCAUCACAGAGAUCGGGGACGCCAAAGCCUUUGACACCCACCCCCACUAACACACCCUGCUCCACGCCGCACCCCACGGACACCCUGAACGCCACGCCAUCGGUGACGCCCACGCCACAUGACACGGCCCUGGCACAGCCGCCCACGCUCCUCGCCCCGUUCGCCCAGCAGCAGAUGGCGCUGAGCCAGGCCUUGCCCGUCAUGACCAUCCCUCUGCCCACCUCCAUCAGCACGGGCACCACCUCCUCCCAGGUCAUGGCCAACCCGGCUGGGCUCAACUUCAUCAACGUGGUUGGGUCUGUUUGUCCCCAGACCCUGAUGGGAGGCUCGAACCCAAUGCUCAGCUGCAGUCCUGGGAUCAACCUGAGUGGGAUACUGCCCCCUGGUGGCCUCAUGUCGGGGACUCUUCCCACCAUGCAGUCCACAGCACAGGCUGGGAGCCCAUUCAGCCUGAAUAACAGCCCAGGAUUAAGGCCUCUGAAUCUGCUUCAGAUCCCCACCGGCCCACUGAUCUUCAACCCUCUGCAGCAGCAGCAGCUGUCCCAGUUUUCCCCACAGCAGCAGAACAGCCAGUCUGCAACCUCCAGCCCCCAGCAGCAGGGGGAGCCGGCGGAUCAAAGUGGCAAUGACCAGGGCCUUGGAGCUCAGCAGACGGCCGUCAUCAACCUGACUGGAGUGGGAGGAUUCAUGUCUUCUCAGGCUGCUGUGCUGUCGCAGCUGGCCUGUGGGCUGGAUGGGUCUGGGCCCAGCCUGCCAUCUCCAAGGCUCCAGCAGCAGCAGCAGCAGCGGCAGCAGCACCACCAGCCACAGAUCCAAUUGCAAUUCUUGCGACACCAAAUGCAUCAGCAGCAGCAGCAGCAGCAGCAGCAGCAAAUGGCUAUGGCAGCGGGAGCGGCGGUGCAGGUGGGGCUGCCAGCACAGCAUUCCGCCAACCAAGCAAGAAGUAAACGGAAGCGCAGCACACCCUAGACCCACUAACCCCCCCCCCCCCCACACACACACACAGAAUCACGGCGCAGUAACUGCCCCCCCUCUCUCUCUGAAUAAAGACAGCUGUGUCUGCGGUUACCCCCAGAGACCAACCUCUUUAUCAUUUUUAUAAUCCACAGACCCUGAGAACGGGGGGACAUACACAUAAUGUAUACUUUCAACAAAAGUGUUUUAAAAAGGUGGAACCUAUAUUUAGAGAGCCUGAGUUUUUUUUUGUAUGUAAAUAAUGAUUGUAACUCUUAAUGCAUUUUUUAACGAAAGAACUUAAUACACCAAAUGACAUUUGUUUGACGUCAAACAAGGUCCAGGAUGUAGUAGUUCUCAAGGCGUUGGCUAAGAUUAUCAAAGGCAAACAAAAGUCCAACACCAAACUGAUGAAGUGGUCAAAACAAACCAGGCAACAGUUAUUAGACAUGACAUUACUUUCUUGAUAGAAGGUGACUUUUAAGCUCUUCUUUAAAAAAAUACUGGCCUAAUUUCCAUGAACGGUGUCAAGAAAUGGCCUUGUUGAUUCUUACUUUGCGAUUACCUAGGUAGGUUAUGUGACAAAAGGAAAGCGUUAACCAUUUUUGUACACAGUUUUUACAGUGUAAUCCAAAGCUGAAUUUCAAACUGUUGUUGGCUUCAUUACAACAUUGUUUCAUUUCAGCACAUGAAUAGCCCUUCACAUAGAGGAGAUAAGGAGCAAAACUAUAGUAGACUGUAGAGUUGAACGGAUGUGCCUGAUUCUCCUGUUUCUCAACUUGAUGUAUUUGAGAAUACAGCAGUUUCAAUAACUGAAUGAAGGGCCUAUUCAUAGCAUGCAUUGA